Messenger RNA from Colletotrichum karsti, 2139 nucleotides. RefSeq names its product cation transporter. Lineage: Eukaryota; Fungi; Ascomycota; Sordariomycetes; Glomerellales; Glomerellaceae. The record is from RefSeq and is a predicted model, not a curated record. Gene Ontology annotation, molecular function: high-affinity potassium ion transmembrane transporter activity. The transcript is spliced from 3 exons. Bases 1 to 2139 code for a protein of 712 amino acids. Gene Ontology annotation, biological process: intracellular potassium ion homeostasis; potassium ion import across plasma membrane. Gene Ontology annotation, cellular component: plasma membrane.
AUGGGCUUCAAUGAUUCCCUCAAGCGCCUCUUUGCACAAUCUUCUUCCACCCUAAGCAGAUACCUUCCUCCGCUCAAUUUCAUCACCCUUCACUAUGCCUAUUUCAUUGUCAUAUGUCUCAUUUCUUCCGUCAUCUUUUGGGGAUCCUCCGAUCCGUCCUUCAAGGUCAGCUAUACCGACAGCCUCUUUCUCGUGGUAUCUGCCAUGACCGAGGCUGGCCUGAACACGGUCAACCUCAGCCAGCUCACGACAUGGCAACAAACCAUUCUGUUCCUACUUCUUCUCCUUGGCAGCACCAUUUGGGUUUCCAUCUGGACCGUCUUGGCCCGCAAACACGUCUUCGAGAAACGCUUCGAUGAAAUCGUCCGAGCAGAGCGCGCGCGCAAGCUCAGCCGUCAAGGCAGCACCUUAUCGCUGGCUAUGCCGCGCCUUCCAUUGAACUUACCCAAGUUACAAUUGGCACUGUCGUUCGGCAGGGCCCAGACUGUCCCGCCGCCGGAGCAGGCACUCAAAGGGACGGGCACACGUCUUCCGGAGACCGGUGACUCCGCGCCAGAAUCCAAAUACCAGGACGCGAAUGCUACUCAAGCCCCUCCUCGAUUUCGAAGGACCGCGUCCAUGCCGAAUGACGAGCACAGUCAGGGGUCCAAAGACAUUGAUGAGGUAGUUGACUCCCAGAACCCAGGCCACAUCACUUUCGACGACACACCCCACCCAAAUGCCAACAACGCCGGUCACGCCGUGUCAACGGCUGUCUCUUUUCCUGAUGAUGGGGCAGCGCUUCCAUCCAGAAGAGUCACCAAAGCACCAAUGGACUCGGCCGAUGUCGACCUUGACGCUCGCCAUUUCUUGAGGCAUCAUUCUGCUAGUCGCAAUGGCCAGUUUCAUGGGCUGAGCAGUGCCGAACGCGACCAUCUUGGCGGCUGCGAAUACCGUGCUCUCAAGGUUCUGGCUCUUUUGGUGCCGGUGUACUUCUUCCUCUGGCAGGUUCUUGCUUGCAUAGCUCUCGGUGCUUGGAUGAACAAUUAUAUGCCCAACACGGCAAGAGCCAAUGGGAUCAAUCCAUGGUGGCUUGGUAUAUUCAACGGCGUCUCGGCCUUCAACAACUCGGGCAUGUCACUCUUGGAUGCGAACAUGAUUCCUUUUCAGGACGCUUACUAUGUCUUGAUCACUAUGGGACUGUUGAUACUGGCUGGCAACACCGCAUAUCCUCUCUUCCUCCGCCUCAUCAUCUGGUCUUCCCUCAAGAUCCUAAACACAGCCACGCCCCAAGACGCCUUCAACGAUCUCAAGGCUACUCUGGAAUUCAUCCUCAAGUAUCCCCGUCGAGUCUACACAAACCUCUUUCCGUCAAGACCAACCUGGUGGCUCUUCUUCAUGCUACUAUGUCUCAACUCAGUGGACUGGGUUGCGUUUGAGAUUCUCAAUAUUGGAAAUUCAGUUAUCGAAAAAAUCCCAGUCGGAUCCCGAGUCAUUGAUGGUCUCUUCCAAGCCUUGGCUGUACGUUCCGGCGGCUUCUACGUAGUUCCCAUCUCGGGGCUCUUCAUCGGUCUGCAAUUACUCUAUGUCAUCAUGAUGUACAUCUCAGUCUAUCCAGUCGUCAUUACCAUGCGCCACUCCAACGUCUACGAGGAGCGAUCGCUGGGCAUUUACAGCGAUGACGUUUCAUCCACGUCCGAAGAAGACGUCGAAGCAGCCGCGUCUUUGCUGCCGAUGGGAAGCCGUCCACCAACACUCGCCCGUACCACCAGCUUUAGUGCGGCUUCUGCACGACCUUCUGUCUUGGCUCGUCGCUUAAGCCAGUCGAGAGGCGUGUCUGACGCCCGGCGCGCGUUCAAGAGUACAUUCAUGAGCUUCCACGGCGUUGGCGUUGCGCCCUCAAAGCCUGGCUCCGGCGCGGUAGAUCCAAAUCUCCCCGAGAGCCGCAUCAGCUUCAUCAGCCAGCAGGUCCGCGGACAACUGGCCCACGACCUCUGGUGGUUGGUUUUGGCGGUACUGAUCAUCACAAUUAUCGAAACAUCCAAGUUCAUACAGGAUCCCGUCACCUUUUCCGUCUUCAACAUCAUCUUCGAAGUUGUCUCGGCCUAUGUUUUUGCGGCGCUUGGCAUACUGGGAGCAAGCUCAUACUAUGCCUUGUAA